Miscanthus lutarioriparius is the source of this 423-nucleotide messenger RNA. The record is from the annotation of a GenBank genome assembly. NCBI's taxonomy places the organism in Eukaryota, Viridiplantae, Streptophyta, Magnoliopsida, Poales, Poaceae.
AUGGCGGCUACUCUUGCGCGGCUGCUGCCUCUUCUCCUCCUGCUGCUCCCGCCUCCCCUCCGGGAGUACCUCUCGGCGAGCGAGAUCCAGCAUGGGGCAAAGGACGACGCUGCCACCGGGGUGCUCCACCCCAUAGUCAUGGUACCUGGGGUGAUCUGCCCUCACGUGGAGGCGCGGCUAACCGAGGCGUACCAUCCGUCGGUGCCGCGCUGCGGCGCGAUGAUAGGGAAGCCGUGGUUCGGGCUCUGGGAGAACGCCACGGACGUUCCGGCCCACGACUACCUCGAGUGCUUCAAGGAGCAGAUGAGCCUCGUCUACGACCCGGCUGCCAACGACUACCGGAACCCGCCUGGUGUGGACACGCGCAUCCCCAACUUCGGCUCGGCGAGUGGAUUCAGCGACAAGAGGCCUCUUCACACGUAA